GAAUUAGCCUAAGUUCUUAAAGAUGGCGGCGGAGCGGAGUCGCUCCCCGGUGGAGUCGCCGGUGCCGGCCUCGAUGUUCGCCCCCGAGCCCAGCUCUCCGGGGGCGGCCCGGGCCGCGGCGGCUGCGGCACGACUCCACGGCGGCUUCGACUCGGACUGCAGCGAGGACGGCGAGGCGCUCAACGGCGAGCCGGAGCUGGACCUCACCAGCAAGCUGGUUCUAGUGAGCCCUACAUCAGAGCAGUAUGACAGCCUACUUCGGCAGAUGUGGGAGAGGAUGGACGAGGGAUGCGGAGAGACCAUAUAUGUCAUUGGGCAGGGAUCAGAUGGGACUGAGUACGGACUGAGUGAAGCUGACAUGGAGGCCUCCUACGCCACAGUGAAGAGCAUGGCGGAACAGAUAGAGGCUGAUGUCAUCUUAUUGCGCGAGCGUCAAGAAGCUGGUGGCCGUGUGCGUGAUUACUUAGUCAGGAAACGAGUUGGAGACAAUGACUUCCUGGAGGUCAGGGUGGCAGUGGUGGGCAACGUGGAUGCUGGCAAAAGCACGCUCCUGGGAGUCCUAACACACGGAGAGCUGGACAAUGGCCGUGGCUUUGCCCGCCAGAAACUCUUCCGUCACAAACAUGAGAUUGAAUCUGGUCGAACCAGCAGCGUGGGCAAUGACAUUCUGGGCUUUGACAGUGAAGGCAAUGUAGUGAACAAGCCGGACAGCCACGGUGGCAGCCUCGAAUGGACAAAGAUCUGUGAAAAGUCCACUAAGGUGAUUACUUUCAUUGACCUGGCUGGCCACGAGAAGUACCUUAAGACCACUGUUUUUGGCAUGACUGGCCAUUUGCCUGACUUCUGCAUGCUCAUGGUGGGCAGUAAUGCUGGCAUCGUGGGGAUGACCAAGGAGCACUUGGGAUUGGCAUUGGCACUCAAUGUACCUGUCUUUGUGGUUGUCACCAAGAUUGACAUGUGUCCUGCCAACAUCCUUCAAGAAACCCUGAAGCUGCUACAGCGCCUGCUGAAGUCACCAGGUUGCCGGAAGAUCCCUGUCUUGGUGCAGAGCAAAGACGAUGUGAUUGUCACAGCCUCCAACUUCAGCUCUGAGAGGAUGUGCCCGAUAUUCCAGAUCUCCAAUGUCACAGGCGAGAACCUUGAUCUGCUCAAGAUGUUCCUCAACCUCCUGUCCCCCCGCACCAGCUACAGGGAGGAAGAACCUGCCGAGUUCCAGAUAGAUGACACCUAUUCUGUCCCUGGUGUGGGGACAGUGGUGUCUGGGACCACGCUGAGGGGCCUGAUCAAGCUGAAUGACACACUGCUGCUGGGCCCAGACCCCUUGGGUAACUUCCUGUCCAUCGCUGUCAAGUCCAUCCAUCGCAAGCGCAUGCCUGUCAAGGAGGUGAGGGGGGGCCAGACAGCCUCCUUUGCCCUGAAGAAGAUAAAGCGCUCAUCCAUCCGGAAAGGCAUGGUGAUGGUUUCCCCACGCCUGAAUCCCCAAGCCUCCUGGGAAUUUGAGGCUGAGAUUCUUGUCCUCCACCAUCCCACCACAAUUAGUCCACGUUACCAAGCCAUGGUACACUGUGGGAGCAUCCGGCAGACAGCUACCAUUCUGAGCAUGGAUAAAGACUGUUUGCGCACAGGAGACAAGGCCACUGUCCACUUCCGCUUCAUCAAGACCCCUGAGUACCUGCACAUAGACCAGCGGCUGGUGUUCCGGGAAGGUCGCACCAAGGCUGUUGGCACCAUCACCAAGCUCCUCCAGACAACCAACAACUCCCCCAUGAACUCCAAGCCCCAGCAGAUUAAAAUGCAGUCCACAAAAAAGGGCCCCCUGAGCAAACGAGAAGAAGGAGGUCCAUCUGGCAUGCCAGCGGCUGGGGGGCCCCCAACUGGAGAUGAAGCUUCCUCUCUAGGGACUGCACAGGCUGCUACAUCCAGUGGUCUCCAGCCACAGCCCAAGCCCAGCAGUGGGGGCCGGCGACGAGGGGGCCAGCGCCACAAGGUGAAGUCCCAGGGGGCCUGUGUGACUCCUGCCAGCGGCUGCUGAAUAUUCCCCUGGUCCACUUGACCACCCAUGGGAUCCUCACUCUGGCUACUGCUCACCAGCUGGGCAGAGCAUCUUUGACCGCCACCCGCCCACUCCAGCCCACAGCCAGAGCAUCCUUGUUGCCACACCCCCAUUUUCCAGGGGGCGAUUAUAAUUUAUAAGAUGAGGAUGGACUAGAUGUCUGAGGACUGACCAUCAUCUCCCACCUGCCUCCUCCCUUACUCACGUCUUUCGUACAUCUGGGCCCUUAAUUUCUAUUCUUUUUAUUAUAUAUCUCUGUCUUGUAUGUGUGUGCGUGUGCGUGUGCGUGUGCGUGUGCGUGUGCGUGUGUGUGUGUGUGUGUGUGUGUGUGUAGGGGGUGUGUGCAGGAGUGCAGCUGACCCUGUCAGUCUCCGUUUCAGUCCUGGCUGACCACUAGCCUUCAAGAGCUGCCCCCUGUCCUUCCAUCCAUCUGUAUCUGUCUCAAUGAGAUCCUCAGAGCCUUUAGGGAACCUCAGGAGCCCAAGGCACCUCUCUUCCCUGGCCAGUUGCCCCUCUUAGCUAGAAGCUCUUCUUUGGCUUAAUAGCUUGUGCCAGAGCAGGGAUCCCCCAAUCUAAGAUUUGGGGAGUUUAAUGGAAAGUGGUGGCCUCCCCUAUCUCUCCUUUUCCCUCCUAAGCUCCCAAGCAGGUAAUGCCAAAAGCUCUUCAGUGGCACCUGUGAUCUGUAGAGGGCAUGGUGACUGCAUUAUAGGAUUGCCCAUCCUGACUUUUUUGUUGUUUUUUUUUUUUGAGACAGGGUUUCUCUGUGUAGUCCUGGCUGUCCUGGAACUCAAUCUGUAGACCAGGCUGACCUCGAACUCACAGAGAUCUGCCUGCCUCUGCCUCCCAAGUGCUGGGAUUAAAGGCAUGCGCCACCACCGCCUGGCUGCCCACCCUGAUUCUUGACCCUUGCAGUGGAUCCAAAGAACUGGGUGGGCUUACCCUUGGAGACAAUCCUGGGCUUGCCUGGCUGGCCCUGGCUGCUCUGGCUUCUGUACCCGCUGGAGGCUCUUCCUGUUUCCACUUAGAUCUCUGGCUGAACCUCAGAGCGUGGGGUACUAGACUGGGUCUGGGCCUUCUUUGAAUCGGGUUUUAUAGUACCUCCUUUUGGUGGGGGAGGGGAGAUGCUUCUCUGAGUUGAACCAGGACUAGAAACCCUCCUUUCCCACAUCACCCCAACAUAGCUGCUACAGCCAUGGCAUCACAGCAGUGAAAGAUCUGAGCCCAGAUGUCCCAUUGGGGUGUGUAAGGGCAGUGGCAGUAGAGAGUCUUCUAGGCCAUCAAAAGCACUGCUGCUGGGGGAGGGUGGCGAGCCCUGCACCCUGACCUCAGGCUGGGGUGCUCCUUCUCAGCCAGGACACACCCAGCUGGCUGGGUCCCUCUUCAGCCCCACCUCCCUCCCAAGCUCUCUCUUGUCCUUUGCUCCUGACCGCUCUUACCGCCCUGCCCUUCCUUCCAGCAGUUUCUAGUUACCACUGCCCCGUGGCCAUGGACUGACCAGACCAGCAUUCACAAUAAAAGUUUGUUCUAAGUUGA
This is a messenger RNA of Peromyscus californicus insignis, 3586 nucleotides long. RefSeq names its product GTP binding protein 1 (gene Gtpbp1). Bases 23 to 2032 code for a protein of 669 amino acids. The record is from RefSeq and is a predicted model, not a curated record. Gene Ontology annotation, biological process: translational elongation. Gene Ontology annotation, molecular function: GTPase activity; translation elongation factor activity; GTP binding. NCBI's taxonomy places the organism in Eukaryota, Metazoa, Chordata, Mammalia, Rodentia, Cricetidae. The transcript has 12 exons.